AUGGCCAAGUCCACAACAAAGGAGAGCAAGAAGGCCAAGGUCGCUGAGCCUCUCAGCACCGUCAAGGCCGGAGGCAUCACCAAGUCCUCCAAGUCCAAGUCCAAGGAUGUCGCCAAGAAGGUGACCAAGGAGAAGGACAGCAAGAAGAGCAAGAAGAAGGUCGAGUCUUCUUCUGAGUCCGAGUCUGAGAGCGAGUCUGAGGCUUCCGAGUCCGACUCCGAUUCUGACUCCUCUGAGGAGGAGGAGAAGAAGGUUACCAAGAAGCCCGCUGCCGCCCCCAAGGCUAAGGCCAAGGCCGCUUCCCCCUCUUCCGACUCCGACUCUGAGUCUUCCGCCGCCAAGUCCGACUCUGACUCUGACUCCGACAGCGAGUCCGAGGAGGAGAAGCCCAAGGCUAAGGCUGCCAAGGUCAACGGCGCUGCUAAGGCUGCUGCCGCCCCCGCCAAGAAGGCUGAGUCUUCUGACUCCGAGUCUGGCUCUGACUCUGACUCUGAUGAGAGCGAGGAUGAGAAGCCUGCCGCCAAGGGUGAGAAGAAGGCCGACUCUUCCGACUCCGACGAUUCCGAGGAUGAUUCCGAUGGCAGCGACAGCAGCGACUCCGAUGAGGAGGCUGGUGCCAAGGUUGAGAAGACCGAGGAGGCUCCUUCCAAGAAGCGCAAGGCUGAGGAUGAUGGCGAGGCCGAUGCUAAGAAGUCCAAGACCGAUGAGGCUACUACCCUCUUCGCUGGCAGCUUGAGCUGGAGCAUUGACGACAACUCUCUCUACGAGGCCUUCAAGCACAUCGAGGGUCUUGCCAACGCUCGCGUCAUGACCGAGAAGGGUACCGGCCGUAGCCGUGGCUUCGGUUACGUUGACUUCAACGACGGUGCCUCUUGCACCAAAGCCUACGAGACCAUGCAGGGUGUUGAGCUCGAGGGCCGUGCUAUCAACCUCGACUACGCCAACGCUCGUCCCGCUGACGCCAACCCCCGUGACCGUGCUGCCGACCGCGCUCAGCGCCACGGUGACACUGUCAGCCCCGAGAGCGAUACUCUCUUCGUCGGUAACCUUCCUUUCGAUGUCGACCAGGACAGCGUCCGCGAGUUCUUCCAGGAGGUCGCCGAGGUUGCCAGCGUCCGUCUUCCUACCGACCCUGACAGCGGUAACCUGAAGGGUUUCGGCUAUGUCAGCUUCAACUCAGUCGAUGAGGCCAAGCAAGUCUUCGAGGCUAAGAACGGUGCCUCCAUCGGCAACGGUCGCAUGUCCCGCAGCAUCCGUCUUGACUACGCCAGCAGCCGACCUCAACAGGGUGGCGGCGGCGGCGGCUUCGGUGGUGGCCGUGGUGGUGGCCGCGGAGGUGGUGGUUUCGGAGGCCGUGGUGGUGGUGGCCGUGGCGGCGGUGGUUUCGGUGGCCGAGGCGGUGGUGGUCGCGGCGCCGGUGGCCGUGGAGGUGGUCGUGGUGGUGCCCGCAGCUUCGGUACCGGAGCUAACAGCACCCCCGCUGCUGCUUUCUCUGGCUCCAAGAUCUCUUUCGAUUAA
Messenger RNA from Fusarium sp. VM40, 1518 nucleotides. The record is from the annotation of a GenBank genome assembly. Lineage: Eukaryota; Fungi; Ascomycota; Sordariomycetes; Hypocreales; Nectriaceae.